This is a messenger RNA of Pyrus x bretschneideri (Chinese white pear), 2874 nucleotides long. Its product is annotated as disease resistance protein RPV1-like. The record is from RefSeq and is a predicted model, not a curated record. Gene Ontology annotation, molecular function: ADP binding; protein binding. Gene Ontology annotation, biological process: defense response; signal transduction. Bases 88 to 2874 code for a protein of 928 amino acids. The transcript is spliced from 6 exons. NCBI's taxonomy places the organism in Eukaryota, Viridiplantae, Streptophyta, Magnoliopsida, Rosales, Rosaceae.
CAAUCAAGGUCUGCAAUCAUAGUUCUUUCGACAAACUUUGCUUCUUCAAGUUGGUGUUUGCGAGAACUUACUCAUAUUGUUCGUUGCAUGGAAGAGAAAAAGAGAAUUUUUCCCAUUUUUUAUGGCGUGGAACCUUCUGAUGUACGCCAUCAACGAGGGAGUUUUGGCGAAGCCUUUGCAGAGCAUGAGGUAAAUUAUCAAGAACACAUGGAGGAGGUAAAUGAGUGGAGAAAGUCGUUAGAAAGGGUGGCUAAUCUCGCUGGGUGGAAUUCAAAGGAUUGUAGGUAUGAUACAGAGCUUAUCCAACGAAUCGUCAAUACACUAUGGGAGGAAGUGCAUCCUCCGUUUUCAAUGUUAGAUUGCUCAGAGAGGUUUGUCGGAAUCGAUUCUAAACUGAAGGAAAUAGAUUUGCUUUUAGAUACAGAUGCAAAUGAUGUUCGCUUUAUAGGGAUAUGGGGGAUGGGUGGAGUGGGUAAGACAACCCUAGCUAGAUUAGUUUACGAUAGAAUUUCUCAUGAUUUUGAAGGUAGCAGCUUUCUUGCUAAUGUUAGAGAGGUGUGCUCUAAGGAUGGUAUAGCUCAUCUACUAAAGCAGCUUCUUCCUGAUAUCUUAGGGGACAAUGACAUACAAGUUUGGAAUGCUUAUAGUGGAAUCACCAGGAUAAGUAAGUGUUUAUUUAAUAAAAAGGUUCUUCUCAUACUCGACGAUGUGGAUCAAUCAGACCAACUGGAAAAGUUGGUCAAACAAAAAGAGUGGUUUGGUUUCGGGAGUAGAAUUGUCAUUACAACUAGAAAUGAACGUUUGUUAGUCGAACAUGGUAUAGAGAAGGUAUAUGAGGUUAAGCCAUUAACCCAAGACGAAGCUCUUUUUCUCUUUAGUCGGAAAGCCUUUAAAGAUGAUGAGUUGGAAGAAGAUUUUUUAAAAUUGUCUAAAUGUUUCAUCAGUUAUGCAAGUGGUCUUCCAUUAUCUCUUAAAACUUUAGGGUCUUUUUUGUACAAAAGAGGUCGAGCUGAAUGGAAGAGUGCACUAGAUAAACUGAAGCAAGCUCCUGAUAGGAAAAUUUUUGAAACAUUGAAAGUAAGUUAUGAUGGACUAGAUGAGUUUGAGAAGAGAAUCUUCCUUGACAUUGCAUGUUUCCAUAAGUCUUGUGAAAAGGAGCAAGUAAUUGAAGGACUAGAAAACUGUGGCUUUGUUGGCGCUCGCAUUGUGAUCGAUGUUCUUAUUGAGAAAUCUCUCUUGUAUAUUUCACACAAGUCUGUGUCUAUGCAUGAUUUGAUACAAGAAAUGACAUGGGAGAUUGUUCGACGAGAGUCUUACCAUGAGCCAGGUGGUCGUAGUUGGUUGUGGCUUCGUAAUGAUAUCCUGCACGUGCUCACAAAGAAUACGGGAUCAGAGGCAAUUGAAGCCAUAGUCUUAUGCUUGAGUGAAUUUGAAGAGGCACACUGGAAUCCUGAAGCAUUCACUAAGAUGUGUAAGCUGAGGUUGCUCGACAUUCAUAAUGUGAGCCUUUCUAAGGGCCCCAAGUAUCUUCCGAAUGCUUUGAGAGUUCUCAAAUGGAGCUGGUAUCCCUCCAAAAGUCCACCACCAAUUUUUCAACUGGAUGAACUUACAAUACUUAGUCUGCAGCAUAGCAAAAUCGAUCACCUUUGGGAUGGAAUAAAGCGCUUGGGCAAGUUGAAGUCUAUCGAUCUUAGUUACUCCGACAACUUGACAAGGACCCCAGAUUUCACAGGUAUUCAAAAUCUCGAGAAGCUGGUUCUUGAAGGUUGUACAAAUUUAGUUAAGAUUCAUUCAUCCAUUGCGUUUCUGAGAAGGCUUAGACUUUUAAAUCUUAAAGACUGUAAAAGUGUGAAGAGUCUCCCAAACAAGGUAGAAAUGGAAUUUCUUGAAGUAUUUGAUAUUUCUGGCUGCUCAAAACUGAAAAAGAUUCCAGAAUUUGUUGGAGAAAUGAAAAUUUUCUCUAAGCUUUCUUUAAGCGGAACUGGCGUUCGGGAAAUACCUUACUCAGUUAUACGUAGGAGUUUGGAGGAGAUUGAUUUAAGUGGAAUUGCUUUGAGAGAGACGGAAUCCUCCCUGGUUUCAGUGAAAAAUUUGGUAGCAUCAAAUUUUCUUGGAUGCAAUGCAGCACCAGAUAGAUCAUGGCGUUCCUUCUUCACUUCUAGCGAAUUUCCAGCAAAGAUUUCUCACCCUGCGAGUGUGGUCUUAGCUUCGUUGAAAGAUUUAUGCUUUCUGAAGGAAUUAAAUCUGGAGGAGUGCAAUCUUUGUGAAGGAGCAAUUCCUGAUGAUAUUGGUUUCUUGUCCUCUUUAGAAAGACUAAAUCUUAGCGGAAACCAUAUGGUUAGCCUUCCUGCAAGCAUUGGUGGGCUUUCUAAGCUGAGGGAUUUAAAUCUGGAGAACUGCAAUCCUUGUGAAGGAGCAAUUCCCGAUGAUAUUGGUUUCUUGUCCUCGUUAGCAAUUCUAAAUCUUAGCGGAAACCAUUUUGUUAGCCUUCCUACAAGCAUCAGUGGACUUUUUAAGCUGUUGUACUUUGAUUUGCGAAAUUGCAAAAGGCUUCAACAACUGCCUGCCAUUCCAUUAAACAGCUAUUUAAGUAUAAACACGGAGAAUUGUACUUCCUUAAAAAUGCUCCAAGAUUUACCACAUGCUUGCAGUUUAAGGAGUUUUUGGUUGACUGCUGAGCUCCCUCAUUUUGAGGAAUAUUUGAAUAUAGUAAUUCCUGGAAGUGAAAUUCCCGAGUGGUUCAAUAACCAAAGCAUGGGAGAUUCGGUGAUUGAGAAGCUACCUUCGCCCUCAUGCAAUAGCAAGGUGGUGGGAUGCUGUCGGAAGCAAGACAUGCUUGAAGGUGAACAAGUGCGGAGUCCUUCCAGUGUAUGA